Diabrotica virgifera virgifera (western corn rootworm) is the source of this 2832-nucleotide messenger RNA. RefSeq names its product clusterin-associated protein 1 (gene Cluap1). The record is from RefSeq and is a predicted model, not a curated record. NCBI's taxonomy places the organism in Eukaryota, Metazoa, Arthropoda, Insecta, Coleoptera, Chrysomelidae. Bases 79 to 1341 code for a protein of 420 amino acids. Gene Ontology annotation, biological process: cilium assembly. Gene Ontology annotation, cellular component: centrosome; cilium; intraciliary transport particle B. The transcript is spliced from 7 exons.
CUUUGAAAUAGUAAACACGUUGAAAGUGACACGUCCCACAUUGUGGUUUGGGUUAUUUUACGCUUUUGAACAAUAAAAAUGUCGUACAGAGAUAUUCGCAAUUUAAUAGAAACUCUUCGAGUAUUGGGUUAUCCGAAUUUGGUCUCCAUGGAAAGUUUUAGAUCCGCCAAUUUCCCAUUAGUAGCUGAUCUUCUAGCGUGGCUAUCUAAACGAUUUGAUCCUGAUGUAGAAAUUCCUCUAGAAAUUGAUGAUGAACAAGACAGAGUUAAAUUAAUAAGGAAUGUAGCAGAAUUUAUGGCAGUAAAAGGCAAUAUUCGUUUAAAUACUAAAAGACUCUACCAAGCCGAUGGAUACGCCAUUAAAGAACUUCUAAAAGUAACAAAAAUACUACACGAAGCUCUGCUCAGUAACUUGGAACAAGGCGACGAUGAAAACAUUGACGAUGUUACGCUGGAUUUAAGGGAUUUUGAUUUAUCGGAUAAGAUUAGUGAACUUAAAUUUUCAAGACAACUAGCAGGAGAAAUAACCACAUCUGGAACAAGUUUGUAUGACUUGUUAGGAAAGGAAAUAGACUUGAAGAUUGCACGACAUAAAAGCAUCGCACGGCAGUUCGAGCUAUCAGAGGUAGAAGCUGGUAUAAAAGAAGCAAUAAAAUCGAUCAACCAAGAAAUUUUGGACACGAAGCAGCUAAUUGAAAAUGUUGCUGCCACAGAAGCCAGCCUUGAUACGAAAAUUGAGAAGCGGAAUGUAGAAAUCGGAAGAUACGAAAAAAGACUACAAGCUUUGAAAAAAGUAAGACCAGCGUUUUUGGAAGAAUUCACUGCAUUGGAAAAAGAACUGGAAGAACUUUUCAUCCAAUAUUCUCUACGCCUUCGAUGCCUCAAUUUGUUGGAAAAGCAAUUCACGGAGUCCGAAAUGGCACAAAUAGAAAAACAAGUAAAUUUAUCACUGCCACACAUACAAACCAUCCCGUUGGAGAAAAUGGACGAGGACGACAUUUUCCUGGAAAAGGCUGAUCCUGCCUUGGAAAGAAAUGGCGCUAGUAACAGACAUGAGAAGCAACCUCGUGCUACCACUACUACUCGACCACACAAGACAACACAAGAUAAAGAAUCCACCAAAGCAUACGGGAGCAUGCAGCCUCCUCUAAUAGGCAGUCAAUCUUCUCUCGACUUCAGUUCUGACUCAGAAUCAGAUGACAUAUUCUUGGACAAAGACGAACCAGAGUUGAUGCAAUCCGACGAGUCUUUGGCUUUAGAGUUGGCUCCUGCUGCAGAGCGUAGAGCGCCCUCUGGCAGACUGGCUAGUAGUAAACCCCAGGACAGUGAUGAUGACUUUUAAAAAUAGACAUUUUUUCUUUCGCAGUGAGUGACUUGUUUUUAUUUUUAGUACGGGAUCCGAAUCUAGGUCGACCUUCACCCAUCGGCUUUCCGCAUGAAACAUUUUUCUUUAUUAAAUUUCAUACAUAGACAAAUACGACUUGCAUGGGUUGCCUAUCAAAAUAUUGUCACAACUAUCCAUAAGGGGGGCGUAGGAUUUAAAAUCAACAUUUCAAGCACAUUUUUGUGAAUUUUUUUUUUAAAAGUAUGGUAGAAUUAGUUUAUUAAAAAAAAAAGAAUGUGUGUGUACUUUGUACGCACGUAAGAAGUUAUACUUCUAUUAUAUAAUUUCAACGAAAUAAAUAUAAUUAAGUUAUAAUACAAAAAAUUAACAAUAAUUACCAAAAAUUAACCAAAACUUAACAAUGCCAAAAAUAAAAAAAAAAAAAAAUAUGAAUCGUCCGGGAUUUGAACCCGCGAUCUCUUGAUCUCUGGUCCAAUGCCCUAACAACCAGGAUAUCAAGGCGUCUGUUAUUGACGUUUCGCAUAUACAUAAUUACACAACACGGUGACAAGUGAAAUAUAAAAAUAGAUAUUUUAUUAUUUUACGCCCAAGGAAGACAAAUCCAAACACACAAAAAUUAUAAUAAAUAAUACAUUUACUAAAAAACACUAAUAUAUUAUUUUAAUGGCUUAUUUGCGCUGAUACAUAAUUUGAAAGAUUAGCAACGAACAACAUACUAUUGAACGUAAAGAAAUAAAUUAUUAAUCACCAAAGGGGAUCUUGGCCAUAGAAAUAAGUUGCAUUAAACUGCAGUGAAAUAUAUAAUAUAUCGCAGUAAAUACUUAGACAUUAUAAUAGCUGCACAUGACGAAUAGAGAAUUCAACAUAAGGUUAGUUCUAUCUUGUGUAUUUCUGAAUGUAAUCGAAUUUCUUAGUGGAUAAGACGGAUACGAUUAUAAUAAAUAUAUAAUAAAAUGUUUUAAUAAUACUCAUCUUACUCCUGAGGAAGACAAAUCCAAAGACACAAAAAUUAUAAUAAAUAUAUUUACUAAAAACACUAAUAUAUUCUUUUCACACCUUUUCUUGCACUGAUAUAUUUAUACAUAACUAGAAAGAUUUAGCAACUAAACGCCAUACCAUUGUAUAACUAGACCAGACUGUGUAGAUAAACAAUGGCCAUACUGUCUGUGCCAAAUAUCUCGACAAAAUAUUCAAAAUUACAGCCGCAAUCUUGAACCGCGUUUGUUGCUACCUCUUGAUCGCUACUGUUGCCUCUUAAGCAUAUUCAGUACAGUUCAAAAAAUACUCAAAAAAUCUAUCAGAAUAUUUAAAAUAAACCAAAAGUGGCAAAUUUUUAAAAACACCUCAUAAAAAUGGAUUUUGCGGUGGACAUUAGAACUUACAUUGGAUGAUGUGAAACAAAAAAUUCAAAAAGAGGGAACGCUGUCGAGUUUUUUUUUUUGGUUUAACGAUUUUUUGGUAUCACUCAGAAGUCAAAACAAUGAAACU